This is a messenger RNA of Haliotis rubra (blacklip abalone), 8506 nucleotides long. RefSeq lists its product as uncharacterized. Lineage: Eukaryota; Metazoa; Mollusca; Gastropoda; Lepetellida; Haliotidae. The transcript is spliced from 6 exons. Gene Ontology annotation, cellular component: nucleus. Bases 1 to 7905 code for a protein of 2634 amino acids. Gene Ontology annotation, molecular function: DNA-binding transcription factor activity, RNA polymerase II-specific; RNA polymerase II transcription regulatory region sequence-specific DNA binding. Gene Ontology annotation, biological process: regulation of transcription by RNA polymerase II. The record is from RefSeq and is a predicted model, not a curated record.
AUGGAGGAUGGGGAUGGUGGUCAUCCAGACACAGAUAAUGGUGGAGGAGAGGAACAUGCAAAUUAUGCAACAGAGGUCACACAGAAAACUGCUUUUACCACUCUUAAUGUGAACAAUAUCAAAAUGAAAGGAAAUCAUUUAAAACAUGGCUGCAAAAUAUGUUUUCGAAAAUACCUUUCAAGUGUGACCUUGGAUAAACACUAUCAGAAAUAUGGAAAAGUGUGUUUCCCAUGCAAACAAUGCAAGGCGAAAUUCCACUCAAAGGAGUCUCGGGAACAGCAUAAGCUGCUUCACGAUGGAACAAAUCCAUUUGAGUGUAGAGUUUGCUUUAAGAGUUUUAAAUGCCUGUCCAGUUGCAAAAAGCAUGCCAGUACUCACUUGCCCGUAAGCAAGCGUCCGUACUCCUGUGAUAUUUGUGGGAAGGGUUACAUCAAUAACAAUGAGCUGACAUACCAUAAAUGGAGUCACAACCAAACUGGGUCGAACAAAUGUACAGUUUGUCAAAAACUGUUUAGGACACGCGCCCUCCUGAAGAGACACAUGGAUAGUCACAAGGGCAGGAUUUACAAAUGUGAUUCAUGCGACAAGGAGUACAAGUAUCCCAGCAGCCUGAGAGACCAUCUGAUCAAGUUCAAACAUACAAGUCGGGAUGUUGUUACCAAAUCCAGGUCAGAACAGCCUCUUAACAAAAGUACAGGAAAGAAACAGGACAAGGAGACAGCUAUGUGUGAUGUUUGUGGUCUGACCUUUGACAACAUCCUCUCUCUCAGAGCCCACAUAAGGAGUCACAAGAAGGAGGAUACAACUGCACAGUCAGAAUCUUUGAGAGAAUUUGCUUUCAAGAAACAUGUCGAGAGGAUCGCAGCCCAGAAGGAAAGAUUGAAGGCGUCCAUUAAGAAAAGUGGACUGUUCAGCUGCAACAAAUGUGACAAGAAAUUCAAGCUGCAACAUUCCCUGAGACGACACAAUAUUAUGAAACACAGCGUCUGUAAACAUCAGUGCAAUGUCUGCAAAAAACGCUUCUUUGUUCCAAGCGAGUUGAAACGACAUAUGAUCAGGCAUGAAGGAGAGAGAACAUUCCAGUGCCACCUUUGUCCGCAAGCCUUUUACCAUGAUUUUGGUCUGAGAAGGCAUUUGAAGGUGCACAUUUCGAAAGAAAAGCUGGCCUAUGGUUGUGAAUUAUGUGAGAAGAGAUUUGCAGAGGCCUGUUAUCUCCGAGAACACAUGAUGAAGCACACUGGCGAGAGACCUUUCCUAUGUGACGUGUGUAACAAAGGAUUUAUCUCAAAUAGUUUGUUGAAAAAACAUAAGCUGUGUCAUGGACCAAAGACUCAUGAGUGUACAGUGUGUGGGAGAUGUUUCUCUCAGGCCAGCAGCCUGAAUACUCACAUGCAGACCCAUGAAGCUGUAAAGAGAGUUUAUCUCUGUGAUGACUGUGGAAAGUCUUUCAACAGCAAGUCUGGGUUGAACAGACAUAAGGUGAAGCACACUGGUAUCAGAAAACAUAAAUGCCAGUUUCCAGGCUGUGAGCGGGCGUUCUUCUUCAAUGCUGAGCUCAAGGUCCAUGAAUUGUGCCAUGGUGACGUCAAGCCAUUCAAGUGUGACACCUGUGGGAGGUCUUUCAAAUUUAGGACCUCCUUCAAGAACCAUAUUCAGUACCAUAGCAAGACCAAGAACUUUAAAUGUAAUAUUUGCGACAAGGGAUUCUAUCUUGAGAACAAGUAUAAGCACCACAUGGAACGUCACCUUGGACAGCGCAAUUUGAAAUGUGAAACCUGCAGUAAAUGUUUCAUCAGAAAAUCAGACCUGGUGUACCAUGAAAAACAGCAUAAGGGCAAAUUUGAAUGUCAGGAAUGUGAAAAGGUAUUUUCUUUGGAAACACGGCUCAAGAGUCAUAUGAAAGUACAUGAAGGACCAGACAAAGUUAAAUGCCCUCGUUGUGGAAUAUACUUCCGAGAUAUAACAUUCUUGCAAACAACUCACUUGAGGGAGUGCGAUAACAAGAAAUGUUGUCGAUUUUGUGGCCGAAAGUUUAAACGUGUUCGCUACCUGCAAAGUCACAUCGGAGUUCACACUGGAAAGCGUCCAUUUGAAUGUAAAGUGUGUGGUCGAGCAUAUGGCAAAGAGGAGUAUUUGAAGGCCCAUGAAGAUGAACAUGAGAGGAAGAAAUAUGCUUGUAACCUCUGUGACAAACGCUUUGAUCGGAAAGGUGAUGUGAAAAAGCAUGAAGCUUACCAUAGGAAGAAAGAGCGAGAGAAUGAACUGGUUGAGGCAUUGAAGAAAGACCUUGAAGAAACACCCAGUCAACCGAUUGCCACACAAACAUCAAUAGAACAUUCAUCGUUCCUGAACGAAGUUUUUGCCUGCGAAAAGAUGAAGUCAGAGGAAGAAAGGCAGGAUAUUUUGGCAGAAGCGACUGCAAGCAUCAGUGAGAUCCAUGAGUGUGAUGUGCAGGUGGUGCACGAUUUGUCUGAAGUGCAGUUUAUACAGGACGACAUGGGGAAUUACGCCCAGGUGGUACAUCUGGAUGGAAAUGCCUACAUCCAGGAAUCUGCUUUACCGACAGUCAGUUCUGAGCAGAUCAUACUCACCACCAUCGAUACAAGUCAGCUUCAAGUUAGUGGUGGGGAGAAUGAAAUCAUUAUGGUGGCCAUGAUACCAGAAACACAAGUUUUCCAAAUAACUAAAAGAACAGUAUUCUUUUGGGACAGGACAAGAACAUUUCUUACAAUGAGUGUCAUUAAAGAAAAUGAUGACUGUAUGAAGACAUUAGCAUCUGCUUUACAAUGUACUCUUGUGAAAGCACACAUAGUUGGUCCAGAAGAUCUGGACAUUAACUUCAAGGUGAAGGUUGGUGGUGCAGAUGCAGACAGUUUUAUGGAUAUGUUUGGGGAAACUGGCCUACCAACCCUUAACACCAGUGGUGAAAUAAUGAUGGAUUCAGUCAAAUGUGACUGUUGUCGUAAAUUCUUUAAGAAGGUUGUAACUUUAAAGUUUGCUUUUAUGGACAGCAAUGAAAAUACCUGCAAAGACUGUGGACCUGUGAGGCGCAGUACAAGGAGAAGAGCCAAAAAGGUAUAUGGUGAAAGGAAUAGCAUUGAAAGCACUGUUCAAAGGGAUCAAGAAACGUCUUUGAUUCAAAAUGAUAGUAGACGGAUAAAGAACCUUCCUGAAGACUCUGAUGGGGAAUUAUGUACUGACAACAUCAAUGAAAACUGUUUACCUGAAGAUACAGCUGCCUCUGAUACUUUCAAAAACAUUGUGUGUGAAAUUUGUGACGAGUCAUUUGUCAGUGAAGGGGUUUUUAUCACUCAUCUCAUGAAACACUCUGGUACCAACUCCUGCAAGUGUGCAGUAUGUGGUGGCAAGUUUUCAAGCAAGUAUGUCCUCAAAAAACACAUGAAGAGACAUAUUCCUGAAGAACACAGGGCAUAUAAGUGUGAUAUCUGUGGAAAAGCCUUCACAGAAGCUUUUUGCUACAGAGAACAUGUCAAGAAUCAUUCUCGGGUUAAGCCUUUCAAGUGCAAGGAAUGCCAAAAGAGCUACUCCAGUUCAACAGCACUGUGGCGGCGACAUAUUCGUGAGCAUGCGAUGGUAAAGGGUAGCAAGAAAACAGAGAUGGACAUAUUGGGCGAACAGAUAAAGCAAGAAGAAAAUUUUACUGACAUAGUGAAUAAGGAAGGGGUGUCCUCAGCACUUUCAACAGCUUGUGAAAGGUCAGAAAAACAAUCAGAAACACACAGUUUGAGUGAAGAUUGUGAGGAUGAUUGUGUUGAUGGUAUGAACAUUGACUGUGAAGGAGAAGAUGACUCUCUCAAUCAACAGGACAGGUACAGAAGUGAAUCCACAAUUUCAAAUAGUAGUGCCCGUGAUGAAGAAAAUGAGGAAAACAUGUCAAGGCCAAAGAAAAAGCCAUUUAAAUGUGACAAAUGUGGAAAAUCAUUUCAAGUCCAUUCAGUGUUCAUGAGACAUAAGAAAUUCCAUAAUGCUGACCAAGAGACAAACUUCAAGUGUAGAAUCUGUUCCAAAGCUUUUGAGUCUGAGGUGCUCCUGGAGAAACACCAGAAGCGCCACUCUGAUGACCGUCCAUUUCCUUGUGGUGUUUGUGACAAAUCUUUCUUCAGCAGACAAGUCAUGGAAAAGCAUUCCAGCCAACAUAUCCCACGUGAUAGGUGGGAAUAUGAAUGUGAAGUUUGUAAGAAGAAAUUUUCCCACAUUUCCUACUUCCGUGAUCACAAGUGGACCCAUGAGACUGAGAAGCCCCACAAGUGUGAGAAGUGUGGCAAGAGAUAUGCAAACAGCCAGUCCUUGCGCCGCCACAUCAUAUCUCACAGCACUGGGGUUCAUAAGUGCAGUGAAUGUAACCAACGCUUUGUCUCUGCUCACAGACUCAAAGAACACAUUUACACUCAUAAUGGCAUCAUGCCUUUCAGCUGUGACAUUUGUGGCAAAGGAUUCAAGUCUUACCAAGUUUUCAAGAAACAUUCAAGAAUUCAUGUGACAGUUAAACCAUUUGGUUGUUUUCCCCACAACCAUGCACUCCAGAGUCAUAUGGGACUACAUACUGGAGAAAGACCUUAUGGUUGUGACACAUGCGGACGUGCCUUUGCAAAGGAAUCCUCACUUAAUGAGCACAAGAAGCGUCAUCUUGAAGCCAAGUCACACUUAUGUAAAACUUGUGGUAAGGGUUUCAAUUGUCCUGCUGAUCUAAGGAGGCAUGAAAUCAGACACAAGGGGCAGAUGAAAGCUGCGCUUCCCAACAACAUGAAGCCUGGUUAUCCAGAGCAGAAACUGAUGGAAGCAGGAGCAUCUAGUGAGUUUCUAACUCUGUCUGGGCCUGAUACAGUCAUUGAAGAGGUUCAGGACAUCACUGAAGUUGGACAUUUUCCUGCAGAAUCUGAUACUAUUGUCCUGGCAACUAUAGAUCCUAGUCAGAUCGGACCAUCGCAUCAUGCCCAGUUUAACUCUACCGAGGUGCAGUAUAGUGGGGAGCCAGAAGCUGCUGUGGUUCAUUAUCAGGACAGUCAGCAGAACAUCCAGCAGCACCAACAGCAGCAGGACCCUGGACACGACAGUGGAGAUGAAGAGCCCAAUUUACCCAUUUACCAGGUAGAAGAUGGCCGAAGAGAGAACCAGUCUGAAAAAGACAGUCGCCUAGUAGACCAGCUGUCUGAAAGUCUACAGGUGAUGGAGGCAGCGUUCAUGUGUCAUGUCGUCCAGACAAAGGUAAUCAAUGAACAAGACGUUGAUCUGCAGAUCCGAGUCCAUAUUGAAAACAAUGAGAUGAUGCCUCAUUUCAUGGAUAUGCUCGAGCGGGGUGUGAUCCAGUGUAAGAGCUCAUAUUGCAAGGUUCACCAAAUAGCUGGGAACUGUACAACAUGCCGAAAUCAUGUUCCUCAAAAUGCUGGGGAAAUAAAUAUGAUCUUUGAAUUGAGUGAUAAAAGUCGAUGUGAGCAUUGUGUAGCAGGGAAGGCUGCUGAUGAGAAGCUGCAGUGUGAUGCUGUCAGUGCUGUUACAGAUGCAGCACCAAAGGAAGACGAAGCAGGAGGACAAAGAAGGGGGAACCCAAGGAGGAGGAAAACAACAAUCAAAAUGAUGGAGAUGUUAGAUGUAGAUUCAGAUGUCCGAGAGGAUGGGGAUGAUGAUGUUGAGGAUGAUAAAGAUGAAGAUGAUCGGCAGAGAAAGGAAGACAUGAAACCCUUGACUAGAAGAAAAGCCUCCGGGCCAUCCCAGACUCCCACAGCAAGGGCUAAGCCUGCAACAAGGCCGCAGAAAAUGAAGAAGGUUUUGAAACUGGAGUCAGCUAAAGAUGUGGAGCUUUCUCCUGACCAGUCUUGCAAUAAGACUUCCAUGUUCAAGGAAGUUGUGAAGACAACUAGAAGAUCCAAAAUCAAAAAAGAAACGAAAAGAAAAAGAAGUGUGAGUGAUCUCCGCCCUUACAAGUGUGCUGUGUGUGGAAGAACUUACCAAAUGCUGAAGACUCUGAAGAGUCAUGAACGUGUUCACAGCGACAGUACGGAAUAUGAAUGCAAUGUUUGUGGCAAAGGUUUUCACAUCCCAAGUCGGCUCAAGUACCACAUGAGAAUACACACAGGUGAACGACCUUUCCAGUGCACGAUAUGUGGGAACGCGUUUGUGAGGAAUGGCCACCUGACCCAUCACAUGAAGACACAUGAAGCUGACCGGCCGUACAAGUGUCCUGUUUGUGGUAAAGGCUUCACUGAAGUGUGUUACCUGAAGGUACAUGAGCGCAACCACACUGGCGAGAAGCCGUACCAGUGUGAUAAGUGCGGUAAAUGUUUCACCAACUCUUCAUCAUUCCACAUCCAUCAGCGUGUACAUAGCAGCAAAGCUGUCAAAUGUGAUACGUGCGGUAAGGAAUUCCACUCCGGAAAAACUCUGACGCAGCACCAAGGAAUCCAUUCUGGUGUCCGACCAUACGUUUGUGACUUUUGUGGUAAAGGUUGUCUUACAUUGUCCCGAUUGAAUCGUCAUAAACGGACUCACUCUGGCGACAAGCCUCACAAGUGUACGAUGUGCGACAAAAGGUUCUUUGAUGCAAGUGACCUCAAACUCCAUCUUAGAAUUCACACUGGCGAGAAACCAUUUAAGUGCGAUGUAUGCAACAAAAAGUUUACUCUGAAGGAAUCCUUGAAUCGUCAUGUGGUCGUGCACAUAGAUGAUCGGCCACACAAAUGUAAUGAAUGUGGGAAAGGUUUUGCAACUCCGAGGCAGCUAACUAAGCACACCAACAUUCAUUUUGGGGCAAAGAAGUUCAUCUGUGAGCUGUGUGGGAAGUCGUUUUUGACAUCCAAUGCCCUGAAGUCUCACAACCAGACCCAUGCCGGGUACCGGCCACACAAGUGUGACAUCUGUGGGCGCAUGUAUCGCAGUUCCUGGUACCUUCAGGUUCAUCGUAAGACUCACACAGGGGAGAACCUGAUCCAGUGUCACACAUGUGGCGACUGGUUCGUCAAUCCGUCCUACUUCAAACUCCACCAGCAGAAGCAUUGCAAGGGGAGACUACUCUACUGCAGUGUCUGCAAACAUGGCUUCUCUAACAACCAUGCCCUUCAGAGUCAUAUGGGCAUCCACACAGGUGAACGUCCUUUUGGAUGUGAUAUUUGUGGAAAAGCUUUUGCAAAAGCAACCUUGCGUCAGGAUCAUAUGCGACGCCAUUCAGAGCAGAUGGUUCAUAAGUGCAGCUUUUGUGGCAAGGGGUUCAAGAGAACCAAUGAUCGGAAGAAGCAUGAACUUCGUCAUGAAAGAAAGAUGCGAAAACUCCAUCUUCCUGACCGACUGAAACCUGGCCACAAGGACAACGUUGCUGCCCAGCAAGAAAGGGAUAUCCUGCAAGAAGCAACAGAGAGCAUCCGAGACGCUGAAAGCACAUCCGUGAUGGACGUUGAAAUGGGAGAUGUUGAAGAACCUCGUGUUUUGACAGAGCAUGUUGUGCUCACAACAAUAGACUCCAGCCAGAUCUCGGAGCAGCAGGAUCUGGCUGAGGACAAAGAGAGACCCACACAUAGGAUGAUGGUGGCUGUUGAUCACUCCUAUUAUUCAGACAAUAAUGUUCCGAUGGUCUCUGAUCAUGUCCUGUCAACUUCAGGAGGAAUUCCCAUCCACGCCCUGGCCUCUGACCCAAGCCCAAUGUUCGCCACAGGUAACCAAGCAGGGUUACAGGUGGUGUCCGGCCAGCAUGCUCUGUCACAGGUUCAAGGUCAGAAUGGCUUGGUUGUAGGACAAGGAUGCCUGCAGCCUCUAACCCCCUUGCAGCCGACUGCCCUACCUCAUCCCAGUCACCAGGGGAUGGUGGCGACGCAUCCCGAUCAACGCCUUCCUCCCAAUAUGGGACACAACCCGUCCCUUCCACAUCCAAUGUCAGCACAUUCCUGGAUGUACUGAAGUCACAGUUGCUCCUAUCUAUCUCUCCCAUUGGCACUAAUUUCUGUUGUUGUUGGAAUAGGUCCCAGCCAAAUGAAGGUUUUGAAAGGCAUUUAGAAGUUGGACGAACAUGAAUACAUGACACUUUUAUGGAUAACAACUUCUUUUUAUUCUUUACACGGUGGUUGGACAGGUGACUUCAAACGUAGGCCUUUAGGAAUUAUCUUGUUAUCUCUGCAGCGUAGUAGAAAGGUGAGGUGGUUGUUGGUCCUGAUGUUCUUGUGGACGAUGCUGUUGUACUGGUUCAUGUCACUUAUUGCCUGAUGAAGGAGCAAGAAUUAGCUCUGAAACGUCGUGUAAAGAAUAAAAAGAAGCUGUUAUCCAUAAAAGUGUCCUGUAUUCAGGUCCCAGCCACUUGUUUUGGUUGCAGGAGGCUCACGAUGGUGUCAUAGUUGUCAUUGUCAUUGUACCUGGAGUAUACAUGUUGACAUCAUAUAGCUGGAAUAUUGCAAUACAACAAACCAAACACCUUGAUAAGUCAGGGUUCAAUUUUUUUUUAAAAAGACACUUGCCACAGGGCAAGUGACUUUAAGAAAGUAACUUGUCCUGACUAAUUUUCCAC